AUGAUUAGAAGAGAAAACUCAGAUUCCAUCCCGACUGAUCUUGUCAACGAGAUACUCUCGAGAUUGCAUGCAAAGUCAAUCGCGAGGUUUCGUUGCGUGUCGAAGCUAUGGAGCUCCAUGAUUCUCCGUCCAUAUUUCACCGAUUUGUUCCUCACCAGGUCAUCUGCUUGUCCCCAGCGUCUCUUAUUCGCCGUCCAACUAGACGGUGAUGAGUGGUGUUUCUUCACGUCGUCUCAGCCUCAGAAUCCAUAUGAUGAGGAGUCGUCGUCGUCUCUUGUAGUAACCGCGGAUCGUCACAUGAAGUUCCUUGGAGACGAGUGGCUAGAGACUUGUGGUUAUACCUCAGGAUUGAUCUGUUUCUGUCGACAUAAAGCGAUCUCAGAAGUUGAUAAGCAUACAGUAAUAUGUAACCCUAGCACGGGUCAGUACGCAAGCUUACCUAUACCUAAAAAGUGGACAUGUUGGAGACGCUAUUUAGGGUUUGAUCCGAUUGGCAAACAAUUCAAGGUAUCGUCCCUUAGCUGUGGUGAAAAGGGAUACCAGUAUGAAAUUCUAACACUAGGAACUGGAAAAUUUUUGUGGAGGAAGAUCCAUUGUCCCUUCAACCAUUUUCCUGAGCAUCAUUUGCAUAGAGAGAUAUGCAUCAAUGGGUUUUUGUAUUAUUUAGCUGGAUAUCACAAUGAUGAACGAAUAGAUAAACAUCGUUAUCUGGUAGUUUGCUUUGAUGUUAGAUCUGAGAAAUUCAAGUUUAUAUACAGAGAUUUCAUUCUUGAUGGGUUUCUUCCUGAACUGAUCAAUUACAAGGGUAAAUUAGGCGUGUUUACUCGGACGUAUUCUCCUCCUGGUACAAGGAAUUCCAUUAAGUUGUGUUUGUCCGUUUUAAAGGAUGUCGAGAAAUCUGAACCGGAAUGGUCUGAAUAUAGCUACAGUUGUUGGCAGAAUCAAUUCCCUAAAUGCGUUGUUUACGAUUUUUGGGAGUAUCGAAUCGUUGGUGUGACUGCUACAAGUGAAAUUGUUUUUUCGACGGAAGACGCAUCUAGACAGUCUUAUGUUUUUUUCUUCAAUCCCCAAAGGAACACUCUCCUAAGUGUUGAAAUCCAAGGUUUUGGAGCUGGCACUUUUGAGAAACGUAGAAGAAGAGUUCAAGUCUUUCUAAACUAUGUAGAGGAUCUCAAGUUUAUUACUAUGAAGACGACAAAUGCUGUAACACCAAAACAGAAGAGCACAUCAACAACAUCAUCUGAAGCUUACCAGGAACAGGAUGGUCGUAGGUUUGAGAGCAUUAACAAAUUUGAUUCUCUGCGUCUUUUAGAUGAUGAUGAAUUUACUUGA
Eutrema salsugineum is the source of this 1332-nucleotide messenger RNA. RefSeq names its product F-box protein At1g31080. NCBI's taxonomy places the organism in Eukaryota, Viridiplantae, Streptophyta, Magnoliopsida, Brassicales, Brassicaceae. The transcript has a single exon. Bases 1 to 1332 code for a protein of 443 amino acids. The record is from RefSeq and is a predicted model, not a curated record. Gene Ontology annotation, molecular function: protein binding.